UUUAACCUCCUUGCGGCACACCCGGAAGUAAAUAGAAACAACAUUUUUAUUGAUAAGUCACUGUAGAAAAUGACUAUUAUUGUCACCUCUCACGUGUCUCAUAGCCAUAUGAGGCUUAUUUAAUUUCCAACGAACAUUCAGCUGUCAUUUCGUUAGGAGAAAAGUAACGUUAUCGCGCUUUUAGGACCGAACAGGAUGGCGACAUAUAUGAAUUUCCACACUCAGCUGGCUUCCAUCAUGGAGGUGUUAGCUAACGCGGCUGUGGCUGAGAUCUGUCAGCUGGUGGACGACGGGUUUGCUACCCUGAGGCUGGAAAUAUCCCGGAGCCAGAGGGAGAACCUGGCCCUGAAGAGCAGGCUGCGGCUGCUGGAGGUCCGUUCAGGAGAGCAGUCCCACAGAGAGCCCACCCCCACGGCACUGGUGGUGACCUGCACCAUGACAGAUCAUCACUCUGGAGAAGACAGCCCUGCCAUUACCAAAAGAAAUGUGAAGUCCACCAUGCUGGAGAAUACUGACACCCAGCGGUCACAGCUGGUGGUUGUGACGGAGCAGCCGGUGGAGCCAGAGGUGGUGGUGAUAAAGAAGGAAAGGCUGGAGGAGGAGCUGACAGGCUGCAGUGUGCUGGAAGACCAUCAGACAGCUCCUAACAUCAGCAUUGGACCUCAGUCUGUUCCUCUUGCUGCUGAGAGCAACCGCCCUCUGAGUGCUGAGGCAGAAAUCCCCAGAGUCAGCGGGUAUGAAAAUCAGGGCUUUGCCAGGCUUGAAGCUCGGCAGCACGAAGAGAAAGAGGGAGCGGAGGAGGCUGGAACUCAGGGAGAGGACUCUGAUCCAGCAGACCAGAGCCACAGAGCCGUACCAAGAGGUUCUGAUCCAAACAGAGCCAGGGAAAUGACAGACUCAACCAAAGAAGUAGACAAACAUGCUGUGGACCCCAGUGGCUCUCUAUCUGCUGAGUCCAGUUGUAGUAAAGUUUCUGAUGUAGAGACUACUCUGAUAAAGACACUGGAUUCAGAACUGUCACCUACAAGCACUGGAGUGAAGGGUUUUUGUGGUGCUGCAGUAGACUGGAGGGCAGAGGUGGUGUUACCAGCAGUCAAACUGGAGGCUGAACCUUCCUGGUCUGAAGCUUUUAGCACAUAUAAUCCUUUAGUUUCUGUCACUAGAAGUGAGUGUCUGAGUGGCAGCAGAUUAACUAACUCCAGUCACCACACAGAGAGUGAAGCAGCAGAGCUGGACAUCAACAGUUUGGACUCCUCCUCCUUCGAUGACCUGUUCUCCUCUCCAGAGGUGGCCAGGUCUCUGACAGUUUCUCACAAACACUCCACAGACAGAGUCACAGGCACAGAGGAGCCUCUCUCAUCCUCGUCUUUAACUUUCCUGUGCAGUGGGAGCAGCUUUGGGGAUGCUUCCAUGUCAGACUCUGUAACUGUCUCCUCCGUCAGUAACACCUCUGUCUCCAGGAGCAGAAGCUUUCCCAGCAGCACAGAGCGAGUGUUCAGCUGUCAGCAGUGCGGCCGACUCUUCUCCACCUCCAGAGACCUGGUGGUGCACCAGCGCUCCCACACUGGGGAGAGGAUCUACCACUGCCACCUCUGUAAGAAGCCCUUUGUCCACCCACACCAGCUGAAAACCCAUCAGCGGGUGCAUACGGGAGAGAAACCAUUCAGCUGCACUCAGUGUGGUAAACGCUUCUCCCAGUCCAGCCACAUCAAGAGACACAUGAGCGUGCACACAGGGGAGAAGCGCUACAGCUGCAGCCUGUGUGGGAAACGUUUCUCGCAGGCCUGCAGCCUCAAGGUGCACCAGACUGUCCAUACAGGAGAGAGACCAUACAGCUGCACCAAGUGUGGCAAGAGCUUCUCUGUGCUGGGCAACCUGGUCCGCCAUCAGAGCAUCCACAACGGCAAGUGAGCACACAAUAUCAGAAGGGACUGAAGUGAAUCAGAAAUGAAGCAGAAGUGUAGUGUGCAUAUAAAGUCAGUAAUGCUCAUCAUAGCAGACUGUGAUGUCGUCAUUUAUACACGUUAAUGUUUACAAUAAAACAUGAAGAAAACUGCCUCCAGAUGACUGAACACAUUAACCUGGUGAAUGAAUCAUGUUUUUUUCAUCUGUAUUGGAAUAUACAUCACAUAGAACAAAGGUACAUCCUGAAUUAGACACCCAUUGCAUCAUCAUAUCAAAAUGAAAAAAUAUAUAGUACUUGUGUUAUACAGUAUAUAAGUGAUCAAUUUGAAUAGAAAUAAGAACAAUUUAAGACUGAAAAGAAAAAAUAUAUGCAAUCAAAAUAAAUACAUGUGUGAAUUAAACAAGUGCAAAAGGCACACUAAUUUUAUUCAGGUCUUUGUAAAUAACUCCUGAAACCAUUAAAUACAUAAUUACUCUGAAACCUCAAUUGAACGCGCAGUCCCUUUGACUAGCCUGAUGUGGCUACACAUUCUGAUAGAUAUAUGCCUGUCUCAAUUAGAGGCCUGGUGUGGUUGCCAAGCAGUUCUUUUUUUUUUAAUAGAAGUUCUUCAGAUGUGUAAAACCAGGUUGUUGACUACCUCAAAUUAUGUGUACAUUCCUUGAUUACCCUGUAAGUUAUUUAUAUUCCUUUAGUCCGUAAGAGUCCUCAGAUCAGAUGAAUCAAAAGGGUAUUUAAUAAAAAUUCAUCCAAGUUGUGUGUAUUGUUUUAACAGAAUGAAAUAAUGUUGUGUCGGUAUGUGGGGUGCUGUAAUCCCUGAGUGCUGUAAUGCUCCCUUUGCAACCUGUGGCUCCAAGACUCACUCAGCUCUUUAGUCCCUCUCAAGUAACUCCCUGUGGCUUUGACAGAAAAUUAUAUGGAAACUAAUAACUGUAUUUUUGUGUUUGUUUUUUUUACAUUCUAAUUUGUUGUAUGCCUAAAAUGAUUCUUACAUUAUUCAACUGUAAAAAUGUGAAGCCUAUAUACAAAUUUUAAAAAUGUUUGAACAGUUUGUCAACUUAAAUGUGCAUCAUACAUCUGUGGCCUGGUGCCUUUUCCUCUAAAAACAUCACUAGUGAUGGCUACAGAAAUCUUGAGUCUCCCUAGCUAGGCGAGCUAUGGAUUCCAAAUCCCAAAAAGGAAAAGAAUCAAGGGAAAAUAAAGGAUUGUGUCGACAAA
Epinephelus lanceolatus (giant grouper) is the source of this 3121-nucleotide messenger RNA. The record is from RefSeq and is a predicted model, not a curated record. Lineage: Eukaryota; Metazoa; Chordata; Actinopteri; Perciformes; Serranidae.